Messenger RNA from Tribolium madens (black flour beetle), 4434 nucleotides. Its product is annotated as myotubularin-related protein 3. The transcript has 11 exons. Gene Ontology annotation, biological process: regulation of autophagy; dephosphorylation. Gene Ontology annotation, molecular function: metal ion binding; phosphatidylinositol-3,5-bisphosphate 3-phosphatase activity; protein phosphatase binding. The record is from RefSeq and is a predicted model, not a curated record. Bases 431 to 3529 code for a protein of 1032 amino acids. Lineage: Eukaryota; Metazoa; Arthropoda; Insecta; Coleoptera; Tenebrionidae.
AUGGUUUUGGUGGCGCCUGAUAAUCGACAUAAAAAUAAACAAUCUCGAUGAAAGCCGAAGCUUUCCUGUCAAACUUUCUCAUUGCAAUUGAAAUAACAACAAUCAAUGCCGACCGUUAUCACUCGAACGCUGAUAACGAUAUGAAAGUGUCCCCAGGCACCAGAAAAGUCAAGGUUCCACUUUUCCAAUGUGGGCUCAACAAUGAUAAGACAAUUUCUUUAUUCUCUGGAAGUGUGCCAAGAAACAUGCUUGUUUUUGCCAUCUUUUUCACACAAAUGCGCUAAUUUAGGCCAAAUCAAUUCGACGGAAAAUCAAAACUGUCGCAAAAUUGUGCCGCAUUGCGAUAAAUAACCUGAUUAGUGGAGAGAAUGUAGUGGAAUGUUAUGAAUUAUUCACAUUUUUCCCUAAUGAGAUGCUAUUUUAAUAAGUGAUGGAUACAACCGACCAACCGAAUUCAAUAUGUCACGUCCAACCGAUUCAGAUGUACCCUUUGCCCCCUUUGGAGCCUUCGGUGUCUUUACCGUUCAAGUUGUUGGCAGGCGAGGCGAUUUUUCAUCAUGGGAAAACAGUCGAUGGAUUGAUUGUUCUCACGAAUUAUCGAUUGUAUCUCCAAUUGGGUGACAGUCAUCAUCAUUUGCCGCUGGGUUUGAUUGAGAGUGUGGAACACAGAGAACUGUUUUAUCUACAUAUCGGGUGCAAGGAUGCCAGGACAUAUAGGUGUAUUUUCGGCAACAACGAGAGCUGCAUGGAGUGGUUUGAGCGCAUUUCGAAGGCGGGGGAACCCCCCCGCCAGCUGGAGCAGAUUUUUGCUUUCUACCAUUUCAUCUGGGCGAAAGAUAAAGGCGGUGAAGAAAUCGACGAUAAAAUCAGAAACUUGAAACGUUACACAUUUGAUUACAAAUUAUUCAAAGAGGAGAUGGAACGGUUGCAGUUCGAGGGUGAUUCUUGGAGGAUCAGUGACGCCAACAAAAACUAUAAACUGUGUCCCACUUAUCCACCUUAUCUAAUCGUGCCGUCUUGCAUCAACGACGAAACAUUGGAAUGCGUUGCAAAGUUUCGUAGUUCGCGUCGAAUUCCGGCGGUUGUGUGGCGCCACACGAAAAACGGCGCUGUAAUCGCGCGUUGUAGCCAACCGGAAGUCGGUUGGUUGGGUUGGCGGUCGAGCGAAGACGAGGAUUUGAUAAAAGCCAUCUCGCAAGCAUGUAAUUUUGAUCAGAGAAACGACAAAGAGUCGAUUUUGAGUCAUUCACCGGGAUCUUUACACUCGGAGGAUUCCCUUCAAAUCACAACGGACCUUAGUACCAAAGAGAAAAAAGUUCUAAUUAUGGACGCGAGGUCAUACACGACGGCUGUAGCGAAUCGAGCGAGAGGUGGAGGGUGUGAGUGUCCAGAAUACUACCCCAAUUGUGAGAUACAAUUUAUGAAUUUGGCAAAUAUACAUUCCAUCCGGAAGAGUUUCAAUGCACUUAGAUUGUUGUGUACGUCGUCGGCGGAUCAACCGAAUUGGUUUAGUCAACUCGAGGGUACCCGCUGGUUGCAGCAUAUGUCAGGGUUAAUGAAAGCUGCAGUGACUUUGGUUAAUGCUGUGGAGAGGGAAGCAAGGCCUGUUUUAGUCCACUGUUCCGAUGGUUGGGAUAGGACGCCACAAAUUGUGGCUUUGGCGGAACUUUUACUUGACCCGCAUUAUAGGACUAUGGAUGGUUUUCGUAUUUUAAUCGAACGCGAAUGGCUCGCCUUCGGACACAAAUUCGCCGAUAGGUGUGGUCAUUCAAGUAACGACGACCCGAAUGAACGAUGUCCUGUGUUUCUACAGUGGUUGGAUUGUGUUCAUCAACUUUUACAACAGUUCUCUUGUGCUUUUGAAUUCAGUCAAAGUUAUCUCGUCAAAUUAGCUCAACAUGUCUAUUCAAAUAUCUACGGAACUUUCCUAUGCAACACAUUUCAAGAAAGAAUGAAAGUAGUCAAUGGUAAAACGUUUUCGGUUUGGGAAUUUUUAAAUUCGCCUCGAUUCAAAAAUCAUCUGUAUGCAUCACCAGGCAAUAGUUGUGGAAACAAGGUUUUGUGGCCGCAGUGCAACGUUCGCGAUCUACAAUUGUGGCGUGAGGUGUAUUUGGGUUCCUGGGAGUCUAAUUUCAGCACAGAUGGGGGCUCCGGGUCGUGUCCAGGCCCUCCUGAGACUUCCCCGUCCCACAUGACCAAAACUCGGUCAUACGGAGAUUUGAUAAACGCCGCCGACGUCUGUCCCAAUCAGUUCAGACGUAGCAGCGACCCUAGUAUUAAUAUCGAUAAGAAACUAUCAGUGAUGUCUCAGGAAAACGCCCCAACUCAGGACAUAGUCAAACAAGGCGAUUUUUUAUGCAACGAUACGGACGAAGUGGAGUGCAACAAGGACUGUAUUUACAAAGACGAUAAACCGACGUUUAAAAUACUGAACGGCAGUGCGGGAGUGAGGGACGGUGAUUUUUUAACAGACCAUGUGAUAAACGGUGAUAAGACUGAUAAUAUUGUUGAUGACUGUGAGGAUGAUGUACGCGGUGUGUGUCUACAUGAGUUUCUGACGCCGUCCCAUAACCACAAUAACGAAGUCGAUUCUGAUAAUGAGUUGACCGAGAAGAGCGAAAAUACACUAUGCGAGAAGUUAGAAACGAGUACCGAUACAUUAGUUUCAGAUAAUCACAAUAUUAGUUCGUCCCCUUUGGAAGUGAACGGUUUUGAGAAGCUCCAAAGCCCCGACUUGCCCGACGGGUACCCCCCCAAACUGAAUGCUCAAUUGAGUUUAGUCAACUGCAUUUCGCCGAUGUACUCGCGAACGUCGAGUAGCAGCGGCUGGGACACGCCCCACAAGCCGUGGCAUCAGCCCCCAUACAGUCUCGGCGACGAUGGCUUGGUCCCAGUCACAUCAGCGGCCCAAGAAAGACUGUGGCAGAUCAUCCAAGAGCACAAACGCAAAGAGGAGCAACUCGAGAAGGAGUUACACACUUACAGACAGGCGUUACUGAGACAAUCGUGUCACAGGUGUAACAACAACGAUGAAAAACUCGACGACGCUUCUGAUAGCGAAUCGGAAGCGUCUAAUCGCAGCCCCCACAGAAUUUCGAGCCCCGUUUCCAAUAAAGCGAGUUCGGUUGUCGAGUCGGUUUGCAGCGCCGGGGAGGGGCAAGCCUCCGCUGUUGAGUCUCUCCGAUCGGACAUGUCGUGGGAGGCUUUGGAGGAAAAUUCGAUUUUGACUGAGUGUACGACGACGCUGUGGGUGCCAGACCAUGCGGUCAGUCGGUGUACGGGGUGUCAGACGGAGUUCUGGGUCGGGAAACGGAAACACCAUUGCAGGAAAUGUGGGAGGAUUUUCUGUGCGAGUUGUUCGGAAAAUAGCACCCCUUUGCCCUCCGAACAGCUGUACAAUCCGGUGAGGGUGUGCACCGGUUGCUUCUCAAAGUUGCGAAGAGACUGCGGGGAAGUACCCGACCAGUGCAAGCACAGUAACGGCCAGCCGACGAAUAGUAACCCUCAGAUAACAGCGUCGAGUAAUUAAUACUGCAUUGCAUUUUCCAAAGUUCGGUUGGCGAUGAUUAAAUCAAGGAAAAUAAAGGCUGAACGUACUGUGAUUAGACGAAUUCGUUUAUUUUUUGUUUUUAUCGUGGCUUUUUAAAGAGAUUUUAUUAGUGUUUGUCUUGUUGACAUUAAACAAGUUUUGGAAAAUGUAAUAAAUUUUUGUUUGGUUUUAACACUGAUGGUAAUAAAAAAAAACACAUAGUGCACUUGACUUUUCUUUAAUUAACCAAAUUUACGACACUAAUCACAAGGAUUGUUGCUAUGUUGCAUUCGUUUUAUUGAGAACACUGUGAUGACAUUAAAAGGUAUAAAAGUUUGUAAAAUUUUGCACUAGUUGAAUGAAUUGUCACGAUUUCGCGGAUUUGGGAUUAAAUUAAAUUAACAAUAUAACCAUGUUAUCUAUGUUUCCAGAUCAGAUCCUUGUACAAUAAUUGUUAGGGAGGUACUCGAGUACAUAAAAAAAUGACUAUUUUAUUUUAUAUACCAUUAAUGUAUAGACUCUGUAGAAUAUUGUUGGUUUUCGCAAUAUUUUUUUAAACUGUUUUACCGACUCAAGGUCAAUAAAAACAUUGCGGAAAUUGUACAUAAUUUUUUUCACUAUUAUGUAUUUCUUUACACUUUUUGAUGUUAUAAUGUAUAUAAGAUCAAGUAUUUAAUUGUAAAAAAUAUAACAGUUCCUUUACGAUAUUUUCUAAGCCAGGGCAUUAUAUGCAGUGGGACAGCUUCUUAAAAUAUUUCGUUUUUGUUUAGGUUUCAUCUCUAAAUUGUAAACUCAUUAGUUCUUGGUAUAUUUGUAAAAGUAAACAUAGAUAAUUGCAUUUAAUUUUAGCAACUAUCAUAGCAAUGUAACUUUUAAAAUUAGUUGCCAAUAAAAUAUUUAAUUAC